Molecule: messenger RNA, 3721 nt
Organism: Hypomesus transpacificus
Lineage: Eukaryota; Metazoa; Chordata; Actinopteri; Osmeriformes; Osmeridae
Gene: naprt
Product: nicotinate phosphoribosyltransferase
Exons: 13
Coding region: 90-1802 (570 amino acids)
Biological process (GO): NAD+ biosynthetic process
Molecular function (GO): nicotinate phosphoribosyltransferase activity
Source: RefSeq, a predicted model, not a curated record
GGACGGUGAAGCACUUAGAAAGGUUUUGUUUUUCUACUCAUUUUGCUUGACGAGAUAGUAGCUAGACUACUGUUGGGGAUAAAAACUUCAUGUCCCAGGGAUCUCGGCUCCAGACUCAAUUUAUGAACAAGGAGAAGAUGGCAGCGCCUCCGAGCCAUGCAUGUUCCGCUUUGGAGCGGUCUAUACGCCAGCGCGUUCCUCCACUGCUCACAGACCUUUAUCAGUUUACCAUGGCAUAUGCCUACUGGCGGGUUGGCAGACACAAUGAACCCGCCGUCUUUGAGUUAUUCUUUCGGGACAACCCGUUUAGCGGUGGCUUCUCGCUCUUCUCCGGUCUCCACGACUGCCUGCUGUUCCUCCGAAGUUUUCGGUUCACAGAAGAAGACGUAGCGUACAUGCAGUCGGUUCUCCCCCCUGCCACGGACCCGGCCUUCUUCCACUUCCUGCAUGGCUUGGACUGCUCCGAGGUCACUCUCCGCUCCGUCCCCGAGGGAACCGUGGUCUUUGCCAGAGUGCCACUGAUUGAGAUAUCUGGGCCUCUAGCCGUGGUUCAGCUCCUGGAGACCAGCCUUCUGUGUCUAGUCAACUUUGCCAGCCUGGUGUGCAGUAACGCGGCUCGUUUCCGUCUAGCGGCGGGCCCCAAGAAGAAGCUGCUGGAAAUGGGUCUGAGGAGGGCACAGGGGCCCGACGGAGGCCUCACUGCCUCCCGCUACGCUCACAUCGGAGGUUUUGAUAUGACCAGUAAUGUCCAGGCUGGCUUCCUGUUUGGUGUCCCCAUGGCAGGCACCAUGGCACACUCCUAUGUCACUUCCUUUUCCUCCCUGGAAGAGGUGUGGCCUCAGACGCUGGUGGCGGCUAACGGAGACCCAGACCCCGUCGACCUCAUCUCGCUGACCAAGGGUUGGCUGGGGCGCCUCUGUGAGCUGCUGGGGGCGGAGCCUGGGAAGGUCAGGGAGGGGGAGCUGGCUGCCUUCGUGUCGUACGCCAUCGCCUACCCCCACAACUUCCUGCCUGUGAUUGACAGCUACAGCGUAAGCUGCAGUGGCCUGUUGAACUUCUGUUCCGUGGCCCUGUCUCUGUGCGAGCUGGGCUACCAGCCUCUGGGCACCAGGCUGGACAGCGGCGACCUCUGCAGGCAGUCGGUGGAAGUGCGCCGCAUCUUCCGGCUCUGCGCCGAGCAUUUCUCCCUACCCGCCUUCCAUUCCCUCAUCAUCGUCGGCACCAACAACAUCUCGGAGCUCAGCAUGACGGAGCUGAAUAAGAAGGAGAACGAGAUUGACGUGGUCGGUGUCGGAACGCAUCUAGUCACCUGCACGCGACAGCCGUCACUGGGAUGCGUGUACAAGCUGGUGGAGGUGAAGGGGAGCCCCAAGAUGAAGUUCAGCGAGGACCCAGAGAAGAGCACCCUCCCUGGGAGGAAAGCCGUCUACAGGCUGCUGGACGACGAUGGUCACCCUUUCCUCGACAUGCUGUGCCUGGCCGAGGAGCCCGCCCCCAAAGCGGGCGUGGCCGUGAGGUGUCACCCUCUGGGGCGAGACAAGACCUGUCAGUCUGUCACGGCGGCCCGGGUGACCCAACUGCGCCUGGACGUGUUCGUCGGCGGACAGAUAACAGAGCCCAUGUGCAGUAUCGCGGAGACGAGGGAGAAAGUGCAGGGCUCCAUCCGAACCCUGCACCCCCGUCACAAGAGACUGCAGGAGCCAGACCUGUACACUGUGGCGGUGUCCGAGAAGCUCCACAACUUGAUGGCUGUGAUCCGAAAAGGCAGCGUCAACGAUAGCAACUUCCUGCUGGCUAACUGAGAUUGGGAAAGGGGGGUGGAACCGGGGGAGGGGGGGGGGAAUGGGGGUGAUGGUGGAGGGAGGGGGGGGGUAGGUAGUGGUGGUGGAGGCCUUGAACCCUCCCUCUUUCCCCGUGUGCGCCGACAAACUCUGGACAGGAUGGCCUUUAUCACAGGGAGAGUCUUAUCGCUCGCGUGCGGAGGUCAUAGCCUUCGGGGGUGAAGGCUACGAAGGUCUCCAGAGAUAUAUAUAUAUACGGCUUGCCUAGGCCCAGACCAACCUUUUAACCUAAAGGGGUUCUAUUAUAGGCAACUGGAAAUACCGAAAGGCUGUUGACUGACAAUGGGGAGACAAGUGCGAUCGCGCAGAUCACGUAUAAAUAUCAGUUUCACCAUUCUAAAAGAAAGUGUACCGUUGGAACAUCAUCGUGUAAUGCAGAGCUGUACGAUGCAUGAGAUGUUGAUGCAGUUGCCUUUCGGUAGUGCCUAUAUGCACGAGACAGUUUUGCACACACGGGCAGUUAUGUCAGUUUGAAAAGGCCUUUAUCGUUCUGGAAGUGCUGUCGACGAAGCGAAGGAAAUGUCAGCGAUACCUAUUUUGCUGACGCGCAGAGAACGAGUCGGUCAGCUGGAUCUUAUGGGGUCUCAUAACAUGUUGCCUAUUGUUUUUAGAGUUUGUUUUUAAAUCACGCCUAUUAUGUACGGACUUGUGUUGUAGACAUGUUUUACGUGUGAAUGGGCACACCCCCUCCAACCAGUAGAGAUGCUAACACGAUGAAGCCAUUGUGCGAUAUUGCACCGUUUGUUUGUGAUGUUCCGUUUUUGCAAAUGUGCUUUUAAAUAAAGUACACAGUACUGUCGGACUGUUAUAUUAGUGGAUUAAAGCGGUAACAGGCUCCACUGUGCACACUGCCAACUAAGGAACAAAAGCUAUGUGACGUAUGUUAGUCAAGUGGAGACAGUUGUGUGGUGUUUCUGAAUGUUAACAUGCACAUGAAAGAAAUAAGGAAGGAUUUUCAAGUUCAUCACUUGUCACAGCCAGAGGUCCCUCCUGCCACAAUUCAACUUCUAUUUCCCUCUCAGUAAACGACUUGCCACACAACUGUUUUGUGUUUACGAUCAUAUCCGUUUUAUAGAUCCUGCUUCCCACAGCCUAGUAAGUAUCUUCUAACGUGCAAUGUACAGUGCUUGGUUGUAGUACCUGAAAAGCCAAGCCUGGACCUUCCCGUUGUGAAUAGCUAGUGAAAAACAUCGAAUAAAUGAUGACAUUUUGAUGUCGUUACAUCCAAUUUAUUUUUUACAAAAAACUAUAAUGAUAUAUUUAAGAAAAGGUAGAAGAAGAAAAAAGAAAUAGUGAUCAUUUAAAUAAGAGUUUGAGGCUUGAUCAUGAAAACAGGUCAGGCCUGUUAACGGCAGGCAGAACAGACAUAUUCCUGUCUGUUGGAUUUGAGCACAACACUGAUGGAACCAUCGGAGGUAGUUGUCACAGCCGACCUGAGAUUUUGGAUAAACAUUAAGACAAAUUGAUGGAAUGAUAACGAAUGAUCAAACAUUAGGAUUGGCAAAAACUGUCACUGUCACCUAUAACAAUAUGACUUCUUAUAAAAAGAAAUACCAAUGCUUCAUUAUAAAUGUGUCUCGUGAAAAAGUAUUGUAUUCAAUGCCAGUUUACAAGCUAUUACCCAGUUAGUGUGACCAUCCAGAUUGUCCACUUCCCCGUAUAGUUGGGGGGGGAUCUCUGCAGGUGUGAAAACGUUUUUUGUUGUUGCAACUAGUAUCAAAAGCUUGUUAUGGCACACUUUACAGGGCAUGAGGAGCCACCAAAAUUAGCCUAUUUGGGGGGGUGUCAGAUCCCCAAAAAAUUACGACUUCCAAAAGAGAGCUUUACAAAAAGUGCACAGGUCAAUGAUCGUAAACAACGAGAUAGCCCCAAAAACAUUG